GCAGACGAGCCCAUGCUCCGAAACUACUGAACCGAUUUCGAUGAAACCUUCACCAUUAGACGCGCCGUUGUCUGAAACGGUGCCGUUUUUUAUAAAAAAAAAAAUUUUAUUGGUCCACCCUAAGUGGUCCAAAUCGGUCGGACUUUUUGAGUCUUUAGCUUUAUUUUAUUGAGCUAAAGACGUCAAAAUAAUUGGCUAUUCGCUAUUCGGACCAAGUGAUCUUUCAACCUUGAUAAGUUUCGCUGCGUGGUAAUUGCCGCCAUUGCCGCAGCCGGUAGAAUUGUGUAUUUUGUUUGAGCAUUUCUGGAUUAUUUUUGCUGUUACCUGGCCUUAUAUUUAUUACAAAAUGAGUAAAUCAGUGAGGAGGAAGUAUGAUGAUGACUAUGAUGACGACAGAUCGGCCAAGCGCCGCCGGCUGUCGGGAGAUGCCGUCGAGAUUGAAGACCGUCUCGAGUCUCUCAUUAUCCGUGUUGGCGAGAGGAGUACAGCAUCUCUGGAGUCAAAUCUCGAAGGUCUCUCGUCUGUGCUGGAAAAUGAUCUGGUCAAGGCCAAAGAUAAAAUCCAAAGAAUUUUGGUGGACUGUGCGUCCAAGAUGCCGGAGCGAUCGUCUGUCUACUCGACUCUAGUCGGUCUUCUGAACGCCAAAAACUACAACUUCGGUGGCGAGUUUGCCGAGUCGCUGGUGCGCUGUCUGAAGGACAGUCUGAAGAUCUGCGAGUGGGACAAGGCGCGCAACUGCCUACGCUUCCUCUCUGACCUGGUCAACUGCCACGUGGUCUCGGCCUCGUCACUGAUGGCGGUCUACGACAACUUCCUGGACGCGGCCCUGGAGCAGGGCGUGCCACAGGUGCGUACCGACUGGCUGGUGUACGCUGUGCUCACCUGCCUGCCGUGGGUGGGCCGCGAGCUGUUCGAGAAGCGCGAGACGGAGCUGGACCGGCUGCUGGCCACCGUCUCCUCCUACCUGGACCGGCGCAGCAAGAAGCACGUGCCGGCGCUGCGCGUCUGGUCCGGCGACGACCCGCACCCGCAGGAGGAGCACCUCGACUGUCUGUGGGCGCAGAUCUCCAAACUGCGCGCCGACAAUUGGCAGGAGAAGCACAUCCUGCGACCGUACCUGGCGUUCGACUCGAUCCUCUCGGAGGCACUGCAGCACAAGCUGCCGGAGAUCAAGGCGCCGCCGCACCACGCGUCCAACGUAUACCCACAGCCGCGCGUCGUGUUCCGCAUGUUCGACUACACAGACUGCCCCGAGAACGGCCCGAUUCUGCCCGGCUCUCACAGUAUCGAGCGGUAUUUGAUCGAGGAGCACCUACACCAUAUUCUGGAGGUGCACCACAACGACCGCAAGGAGUGCUCUGCGCAGCUUCUCAACUUCCCGCACAAGACCAAGAUCCCGCUGGACUACAUGAUUGUCGAGGUGAUCUUUUCUGAGCUCUUCCAGAUGCCGGCACCCAGGUAUUUGGAGAUCAACUACGGCUGUAUCCUGAUCGAGCUGUGUAAGCUGCAGCCGAGCACCAUCCCGCAGGUGUUGGCGCAGGCCACAGAGAUCAUGUUCGACAGGAUCGACACCAUGAACGUCUCCGCCUUCCAGAGGUUUGUCGGCUGGUUCAGCUACCACCUGAGCAACUUCCACUUCCGAUGGCAGUGGUCCGACUGGGCCGACUGUCUGGCGCUCGACCCCGAGCACCCCAAACCAAAGUUUGUCCGCGAGACGUUCGAAAAGUGUCUCCGACUCAGCUACCACCAGCGGAUUCAGGAGAUGGCCGGCCAGGAGUUUGCCGCACUGGUGCCGGUGGAGACCAAGCCGCGGCUGCGGUAUCGAGAGGAGGGCGCCGGCUCCCUCCCCGGCACCAUGAUCGCCCACCAGCUCAUGUCGGCCAUCAAGGAGCGCUGCUCGCCCGAGGAGGCCAUCCGGCUCCUCAAGGAGCUCCACAAUCCGCUGAAGACGGCCGACGACGACGCCGAGCCCACGCACAACCCGCUCAAGAUCGAGGUGUUCACGGAGACUCUGCUGUUCGUCGGCUCCAAGAGCUUCUCACACGCGUUCGCCGCCAUAGCCAAGUUCCAUUAUGUGUUUAAGGUGCUGGCGGAGACUGAGGAGGCCCAGAUCUGCGUGCUGCGGAGUCUCUACAACGUGUGGAGGGACCACCCGCAGAUGAUGUGCGUCCUCGUCGACAAGAUGCUCAAGACGCAGAUAGUCGAGUGCUCAGCAGUGGCCAACUGGAUCUUCUCGCGGGAGAUGAACGCCGAUUUCCUCAAGUCCUACGUGUGGGAGAUCCUGAACCUGACCAUCCGCAAGAUGAGUCAGCACGUGCACAAGCUGACGGUGGAGGCGGCCGAGGCGCGCGCGCGGCUGCACCACGACUCUGGCGACGACUCGGACAGCGACGACGACCGGCGCGACCGGCCCAGUGACGAGCAGGUGGAACGCAUGGAGGAGCGCCUCGAGCAGGCCCAGUCCGACCAGAAGACGCUUUUCCUCAUCAUCUUCCAGCGGUUCAUCAUGAUCCUGUCGGAGCACCUGGUGCGCUCCGACACCGACGGCAAGGACUUCCGCACCCACUGGUGGAAGUGGACCUUCGGCCGGCUCCAGCAGAUCUUCAUGCAGCACAACGAGCAGGUGCACAAGUACAGCCAAACGCUGGAGACGCUGCUGUUCACCCAGGACCUGGACCCGCACGUGCUGGACGCCUUCCACCAGUUCCUGGCGCUGCGGGACUGAGCGACCCGGCCUCUCCGGACCAGGUGCUGUCCCCGGUCCCCCGGAGCACGCGACCGUUUCACCGCCCCUCGCGUUACCCGACAGCUGUUCUUAGUGUUCCUUUUUAUUGCGGCACGCUGCAGUUAUAUUUGUUUACCGACUGCGCUACAUCCCAGGGUCGUUCGCUGAAAAAGCGACCGUGGCUGACGGCUCGUGGCAACCACCGACGUAGUUCAUCCGUUUGUUUGGGCUCACAUAAUUGUUUUGUUUGGCUUUCACGUAGCGUCGUAAAUUUGUGACCAGGUGCGGGCACGGCGAGUUUGUAAAGCUCUGUGACGCGUUGCCAAGGGUCAAUGAUACAAGGGUGAACGCUGUGACGGGGAUAGGGGAAAGCGAGACAGCCGUUUGUGCGAUAUAAAUGCGUUCCCUUGAGUGAGGUUGCCACUCACUCGCGGCACCACACCGGACAGUAUAUUAACCUCGACUCGGCUGACGCCAUGCGGCGACGCGAUUCAACGAGCACACUCUCGUCAAGCGUGGGAGUCUCCCUGUGUGCGAGAUCUUUGGAGGCGAGGUCCCCAUUGGAGCGAGGUCUUACCACACCGGGGCCGCGGCGGAGCCUGCCGUUGCACGCAGCGGUGCCAGGAAUCUGGGGAGGCGCGCCGGCUAUGUUUAGCGCCGCCGGCAGGCCCGCCUGUGUCGCUGUCGGCGGCUGCGGAUGGGGUUCGCCCACCAACAGGUGCCACCGACCCGUGAACGGCCAGCCGGGGGGCGUAGGACCGAGCGCGAGUCUUCAGUGACGUGGCGUUGUGAGGCGAGAGUGUGAGAGCGUAAGCGUUUGUGGUGAGAACUGCGUCUGGUGGGGGCGGCGCUGGAGGGAGGAUACUGCUGUGAAAGGUGGGAGGGUUGGUGCCAACUUCGGCGCCCGUAGUUCGAACACAUCAUUGAACUUUCAACACAUUCAUCAUACCUGAGACCGACUUCCGAUGAAUAAAUAUCAGCGGAGGCCGUA
Molecule: messenger RNA, 3716 nt
Organism: Amphibalanus amphitrite
Lineage: Eukaryota; Metazoa; Arthropoda; Thecostraca; Balanomorpha; Balanidae
Product: nuclear cap-binding protein subunit 1-like
Exons: 15
Coding region: 347-2725 (792 amino acids)
Biological process (GO): mRNA export from nucleus; nuclear-transcribed mRNA catabolic process, nonsense-mediated decay
Cellular component (GO): nuclear cap binding complex; nucleus
Molecular function (GO): protein binding; mRNA binding; RNA cap binding
Source: RefSeq, a predicted model, not a curated record